AUGUUGCUUAUUUACAGUGCAAUGCUAUUUCUCAUCUCUCCGCUGUUGAUGGCUCAUUUAUCAAUCAACUGGAGCCCCGCAAAUACUUUGAGCAUCAACAUCAGCCAAAUUAUAAACAAAAUUAAGUCGGAGCGAGAAAUCUACUCAUUUCUCAUUAUCAACGCCUACGGUUCAAGUGAGAGUUGUCUUUGUGACGAUUCCAUCCGAUUGCUCAGCGCUUAUGGCACUGUUAGGCUACUGCAAGCAAACAGCUCUUGCUCACUCUCGCCCAGCGACUACAAUGAUGAGAUUCUAUUGAUUCGUUGUUUACCGAAUAAAUUUGUGUCAGAUUCGUUAGAGAAGAUGGUCGCUUGUCUCGGACGUAAACGCAAUAUCCGCAUUCUCUUCAUCUGGAAUACCGAGUACAAGAAUGAAUUGAUACAAAACCGUGAAGAUCUUCAAAAACAGAAACAACUACUUUUCGAAUAUUGUGCGCAAAUGCGUUUAUUGAACGUGAUCAGUAUUUAUAGAGACUAUGUGGACGAUGGUCACUUCUAUACUUUUAGCUACUUUCCUCAGUUCCAUGUCCAACGUAAACCAAUGAAGGAGGAUUGCUUUCCCGAUCGCAUCAAAGACAUGAAGGGUGUCGCCAUACGUUCUUUAGCCGACGGUUUUGAACCAUGGAAUAUUGUGUGGCGCGACCGAUUUGGUCACAUUCACAUCACUGGGUUUGUGUCAAAACUUUUGCGUGAAUUCGCUAAGCGAAACAAUGGUACACUAACCUAUCCGGCAAUUGAUAAUUUGACGCAAGUACAAAAUUGGUUACCGUUAUUAAAGAAUGAUACUAUCGACAUAGUGACUGGCAUUGGAAGUUCAAACAUAAAGACAGCUGGUGUUGAUAUUUCGACAACUUUGGUGUCAACUGAUUGGAUUAUUAUGUUGCCUUUACCUCCUCUGGUACCUGACAGCGGAGUACUUUUAUUUUUGCUCAAUUCUGUGUUGGGACUAUUUCUUCUGUUACUACUCCUCAUUUUCUCAUUCGUUCUUACAUUGGAAGGUUUGCUUUGGGGGCGACGUUCUCCAACAAAUAGUUUACGUUUCUUCAUUUGGAUACUCACCAAUGUUGUGCUCCGUAGUAUAAUUGGACAGUCAUCGUGCUCCGUUGUUCACGUUAAGGCGAAAUUCACAAAACGUUUCAUUUACAUUUUUCUUUUGCUCAGUGGCAUCUUCAUGAGCACCUAUAUAACUGCGGGCCUUAAUUCGUAUAUAACCAGCAAUCCGCAUAAGUACUCCCGUCUAACAACGUUCGAGGAGUUUAUAAAUUCAGAAAUAAAAAUUAAAGAAAGUGAAAGACUAUAUAGAAGUCUGGUUUUUUUUAUCGAUCCGAAAUACGUCAGAAUCAUUGAAAACAAAUUCAUAAUUGAACCAUCGUUCGAGCUACUGCAACGUCAGCGUUCCUCUUUGGAUACACGAUUUGGUUAUACAGUAGGCACCGCAUUAUGGAAAGCAAUGUCAAGACAUCAAUCCUAUUUACCACGACCACUCUUCUAUGAACACUCCAUUUUUAAGGAAGCGCUCAACAAUAUGAUCCACCAGGCGAAGAGUAUAGGACUAACUGAUUUAUGGAUCCGUCAGAUCUAUGAUGACAUGUUGGCGGCGAAAAAAAUUAAUAGAACUAUAGUGCAGCCCCUUGGAUAUGAACCAUUGGAUUUGACACAUUUCUACUGGUUGUGGUGGAUGUAUGGCUUUGGCGUGAGCUUAUCCGUUUUGGCGGAGACUACAAUGCAAAACACCCAUGGUGGGGCUCUAGGCUCAUUGACCCGAAAGGAAGAGAGCUGCAAAGGUGCAUCUCCCAAAAAACUAUACAAUUUUGUCAACAGGCACACCGACAUAUUGGCCAAGCGAUCCAAGAAGAGUUCCGGAUCUCCUAGAUUUUGUCGCAUACUCUGGUAUACCCAGCCGAAGGCUGAGCAUACAGCAUAG
This is a messenger RNA of Anastrepha obliqua, 1962 nucleotides long. RefSeq lists its product as uncharacterized. Lineage: Eukaryota; Metazoa; Arthropoda; Insecta; Diptera; Tephritidae. The record is from RefSeq and is a predicted model, not a curated record. Bases 1 to 1962 code for a protein of 653 amino acids. The transcript is spliced from 3 exons.